AUGCAGGUCCUGGCCAAGCAUCCCGAAGAGGUGAACGAGGCAGAACUGCGACAAGCCAAGAUCAGCAAGAAGGUCAAUGACCUGCGCAGACAGAUCUCAUACCAGAGACAGGAAAGGCUCAUGUUCUCGUGGCGCUCUCGGCAAGCAACCGAGUAUCAGGCGCCGGAUCCAUUCUUUGGGCGAGAGGUCUUAGUCCAACCAUCCUGCUUACAUUCAAGCGAGUUUAUCUACGUGAGCAGCAACUGGCGUAUUCGAGGAGGAAAAGAUCCGAACGGGCUUUACAUACUGAAGCCCACCGGGACCUCUUGGAGUGAGACGACCCAGGAUUUACGACUUCCGCCCUCGAGCUUCACCGUUUUGGCAGAACCUCAUGACAAGGUCCUGGUGACCUACCAGGUGCGCGUGGAAGUGCCGCCCACCGCUCCAGUGGCAGUGGAACCGGCAGCGCCGGACAAGGCUCCGCAGGCACUCAGCUCCGAUAGCGUUGUGAAGAUCGAGCGCCACAGUGCAUUGGGAUGGGUGCAGCAGCGGCAGGGCGUUCAGACGCAGGUGGUGCUGCAGGAUGGGCAGAUGAAAUGGUUUCCAAACGAAGACGUCGCGGUGCAGAUGCCGACGCAUCGCUUCGGGGUGGGUAUCAAUGUUCGCCAUGCGCGCUGGGGCCUAGGACAGAUCAGGUCGGCAAUGAGAACGACUGGCGUCGAGAUGUAUAUGGUGGCCUUUCAAGGUCAAAGUGACGUUCUAAGUGUCGAAGACCGCGAACUCAUGAGUGAGAAGGCUUGGUGGUCCCAUUGCGAAGAAGAGGCCAAAAGUUCUCUCGAGAAGUUGGAAAAGACACUGCCGGAGGCAGAAGCUGAGGAAGAGAGUGCUACGAAGGUGGUGUUGGCUCUCCACGCCGCCUUCUUUGACAAGCAAAAGGCCUUUGACGACGCCAACAAGGCGCUGAACAAGGUGAAGCACAGCAGCACUUUGAAGGUGCAAACCUUGGUAUCCUUCAAGCGAGGCAAGUCCCGCCCCAGCGCCUGGCGCGACAUCGCCAACUUCGUGGAACUGCGCUGGGUGGUUUGUGCCGAGGUGCCACAGGAAAGGCCGGUGAUUCUAAGCCUGGAGGAUGUGAAGGGCAUGGCGCGAUCUGACACUCGGUCGUUGCCUCCGGAUGCCCUGGACCCAACAUCAUCUCUGCCAAAGGCACACGACAUUGCGGACGGUGUCCGGACGGUGGUAGUUCAAGGGCAGAAGCUCAACCGCUGUGUGGGGGCAAAGCCACGCAAGGGCGCAUACCUCUCCUUGGCGCGACAGACGGCUAAGCAGCAGCUAGUCAUAGUGGAGGAUUUCGGUGUUGAGAGGGUCCUGAAGCACCAAAGGAAGAACGCACCCGGGCCAGAGCCGAUGCAUGCCUUUGCGCUCCUCAAGGCCGCCGUCGGUGCUCAGCCUGGAGUGGUCUUGGAUGCUGCGGUGGAGGAGUUCUACCAGGGACCGGAGAUCGGAUUGAUCCGCGUCAAGGAGGUGCCACCCCCUGAACAGCUCAAAGAUGUGCUGCGGCCGUUCCAACUUUCCGGUUAUCACUGGCUGGUGAACAACGCCCGGAAUGGUUUGGGCUGCAUUUUGGCCGAUGACAUGGGCCUCGGGAAGACCUUGCAGGCCAUUGCCAUGAUGCUGUACAUGAAGCAGCACGGCAUGCUCAACAAACCCAUGUUGGUGGUGGUGCCCAAAGGGCUGCUGGGCACCUGGAAGAAGGAGCUGAAGCGAUGGGCAGGCGAUGAGCUGCGCCUCCAUAUCUAUGUUGGCCCUCAGCGGCAGGUGUUGCCUCACAUGGCCCCGGCCUCCGCCGCGCAGCCGCCGCCACCCAAGUGUCGGCGUUUGAAUGGCAAGCAGAACGCGAAGAAACUGUACAUCGAGAAGAAGGCUGUCAAGGCGCGCGUGGCCAAGCAGUCCGCCGACGUCUUCCUGACGUCCUACGGGACCUUCCGGUGCAGUGUCGCUGCCUUGAGUGUCCCCAACGCCUUUGGAGGGAUGUUGCUGGACGAGGCUCAGCAGAUCAAAAACCACACCACACAGAUCUCCAGGGCCGUUGGGACGCCGGUGGAGAACAAGCUGCUGGAUUUGCACAGCCAGUUCGAAUACAUCUUGCCUGGAUAUUUGGCUUCGUCGAAAGCAGAUUUUCAGCGCAGCUUCGGCCGCCCCGUGACCAACUCCGUGCGCCGCAGCGUGCGCGGCCAGGCGGCCGCGGCACGCGCGGCGGCAGAGGGAACGGCGACGACGGGACAGGAUCAUGCUGGACUUGCCAGUCAAGAGUCCCUGCGCCGCUUGGUGAAGCCCUUUCUGAUGCGCCGCCUGAAGACUGAUCCGGAGAUCGCGGCGGAUCUGCCGGAGAAGAUCGAACAGGAUCAAGAGUGUGAGUUGACGGACACGCAGAAAAGGAUCUACAAGGCGAUCCAAGAGAAGUGUCUGGAAGACACGUUGAAGGUCGACUCCUUCCAACGCCGUGGACAGGUCUUGAUCAUGCUUCUCGCGCUCUUGGAGCUCUGCAACCACCCGAAGCUGGUGGCCAUUCCACGCCGCCCUGAGAGCAUGCUGACCGCCAUCGAGAACUCCGAGGCCGGUGCGAAGGGCAGCGGCAAAAUCGAGCGCCUAAUGGAGCUGUUGGAGGAAAUCGUGGAAGGAGGUGAAAAGGUGCUGAUCUUCAGCAACUAUCUGAACACCAUAGACAUGCUGCAGAACUUGAUCAGCAACCACUUCAAGAAGGAUGUGUUGAAGAUUGUCGGUGGGGAUGCCGGUGCUCGCGAGGAUGCGGUGGAAAAGUUUCAGAACGACCCGGAGAAGAACUUUCCGGUGAUGAUUCUGAGUGUGAAGGCCGGUGGUACGGGGCUCACGCUGACCGCUGCCACGCAUGUGAUUCACUUCGAUCGCCAGUACAAUCCUGCGAUCGAAGCUCAGGCCACCGACCGUGCACACCGCAUCGGCCAGAAGCACACAGUCAUGGUCCAUCGCCUCAUAUCGAAGGACACCUUUGAGGAAAAAUUGAACACCGUCAUGCAAGAGAAGAAAAAGCUGUCGGAUGUCACAGUACGUCCAG
Molecule: messenger RNA, 3073 nt
Organism: Cladocopium goreaui
Lineage: Eukaryota; Dinophyceae; Suessiales; Symbiodiniaceae
Source: the annotation of a GenBank genome assembly